AUGGACAAUCGUCCUGUCAUGUGUUCGGCUUGUGUGCGGUACGGAGCUAUCUGUUGCCAGCUCGUCAAGGCGACUUGGACCCGUCAUUGCACUGUCCAAGUCGAAAAGGACAACUACGGUAAAAAGACCGCACCCUUGCCGGUGCUCAGCGGUACUGGAGCCACACCAAACAAGCCUCAUAGUGCUAUCGGGAUAAACAUCGGAAUCAAGGGUGAAGAAUUAUGGAGCGAUGUAUCAUCAUGCAAGCCAAAACUAUUUCAAUUCAUGACACUUCAGUACGACUUGUUCAAACCAGUUUAUAGUUUGGAAGGGCUAAUUCUUCGACCAAAAGCCCAGAUAACUCGUCAAGUACUUUUCUGGAGCCUUGUUAUCUUGUUAUUGUGGUUCAUCGUGCAGCUUGGUGUUGAUUUUCCCUACUACCAAAAGCUCCUUCAAGACGGAUUUAGACACAACCAGGCACUGCAGAUGGCCCUCCAACGCGCACGAGACCAGAAGGAAACCGAGCUCCAGAAGCAGACGACUUCAGCCCCUGCCCAAGAGUCAUCACAAGAGUCGGAUGAAGUUGAGGAAACACAGGACAAACAGACCACCUUACAGCGUGCUGUCAAAAAGUGUGCAGACAACAUGGUGGCAUACCUGUCUGAGCGCAUUUUUCCUCAGUGGUUGGAGAGCUCUGAUGAGCGCAUCCCUAUUGACCAGGCAGGCGACGAUGACGCUUUGCUGUGGCCAACAGGACAACCAUUUCCGACGUUCACCUUCCCCAUUCAAGGAAAGCUGUGGACCACAAAGGAUAUCAUUAUUGGCUACCCAGGAGUCAAGUGUCCGAAGCUGUUCGUAGACAUCCAUUAUGCCCGCAACAUGUUCGACAAGCCGGAUUGGAAACAGUCAGCCGUGCGUGGUUACGCCACAAGAGAGGUCGGACAUGCUGUUGAACUUUGGAUCUCGGUCAAGGGUAUUGCUGGAAAUACAUUCGAGCACAACAAACAAUUCCGACGUCGGAUCGAUACAACCCGACUGGUGACCUUCUAUAACUUUCGCGGAUGGUUAACGGAGAAAUUCCUCAUAUGGGCGGGAUCGGCCCUCGCCAGCCCACAUCUGACAAUGCAAGACACGAUGGAAUGGGCGGACAGGCUGACGAUGAUCCAUGGCACGACAAAGGUGCUUGUGUCCCAUCACUGGCAGGCGUUUGUGGACGAACGGCGACUGUUCGCCAACCCAAAGCGCUGCACACCGGCAACGCGCAUGCUCAAGGGCAAUCUCUUGACGGAGACGGGGAUUGUUGUGCCGGAAUACCAGGGAGAUCCCCAGCUGGAGGAGGGGCUUGUUGACAAUGAGGCCAUGUUGCAAUUCUACGGCCAGAUGUCUGACGGUGAAGAAGACACAUUCGUCAAAAAUGUCGGCAUUUAUUCCACCGCCCCCUCGAUCACCUUCAUCCAAGACCCAAGUCUGCAAAUCAGUAAAGCCAUCAGAUCAGCCCCUGACGCGCCCACGACAGACUAUAUAAAAAAGAAACACCGCACAGCUCCCAUCUCCCUUUCUCCCCCUCCCCAACACCCAUCUGCUUCUGCAUCUUGUAUCGCCAACCUCAAAGUAGUAUUCUCUCCAAGCCACUACCAGCCCCUCCCUCUGACCAGACAACGCACUUCACCUCGCCGACUUGAAGAGAAUAUUCUCACCAAGCCUGCCCUCUCCUCCAUGCAACACCUCUCCUCGCACCUGCCUCCUGCUCACCCUGUCCGGCCUUACGAAUCUUACCACACUCCCAGCCAGUCUUCUAAGAUGCCCCUCAAUACAGGCGCAAUCAUGGUCGUGCCAACCUUCCCCGACACUCCUCUUACAGACAUAAACCCAGUGUUUCUGGAACUAGAGAGCCUGCGGAACCUAUUGGAACGGGAGUUCGAGGAAGAAAGCCAGCAGGAAGAGCAGGAAGAAGGCGAUGAGGAUGACAACGACGACGAGAAUGGAGGCAGCACCGACGACGAUGAAAUCGAAGUCGAAGAAGAGGAACAACAGUACCAGAAGAGGAGUGCGGGACCCCCACUGCCGACAAAGACUAUUCCCGCGGUUUUUCAAGAGAUUGAAGAGCCGGCUCCCGCACCCAAACCGGCCGACAAUGGCCCAGCGAAGACUGACGACCUACCUGCAAUUGGAGAUCCUGUCAAAGCCCAACAGGUCGUGAAGGUGAACAAGCCACCUGUCAAGAAGCAGCCAAAAGGAAAGAAGAAGGCCGACACCAAGUCAAUCAUCACGACCAGGCGACAACAGCAGCUUGGUGGAGAUGCAGCUGGAGACGAGAACAAGGAGGAUGACGAGAUCUGA
This is a messenger RNA of Thyridium curvatum, 2319 nucleotides long. RefSeq lists its product as uncharacterized. The coding region runs from base 1 to 2319 and encodes 772 amino acids. The record is from RefSeq and is a predicted model, not a curated record. NCBI's taxonomy places the organism in Eukaryota, Fungi, Ascomycota, Sordariomycetes, Thyridiales, Thyridiaceae. The transcript is spliced from 5 exons.